Sorex fumeus (smoky shrew) is the source of this 490-nucleotide messenger RNA. RefSeq lists its product as uncharacterized. The transcript is spliced from 3 exons. The coding region runs from base 1 to 375 and encodes 124 amino acids. NCBI's taxonomy places the organism in Eukaryota, Metazoa, Chordata, Mammalia, Eulipotyphla, Soricidae. The record is from RefSeq and is a predicted model, not a curated record.
AUGGGGAAAACUUCGCGCGUCCGAGCCGGGCCGCCCCUCGCUGGGCGCCGCGCCGCUGCCCGCGCGGGCCGGGCCGCCUCGAGCUCCCGGGCCGCCCCGCGGCGGGGGGCGGAGUGUGCGGGCCGGGGUGGAGCGGCCGGCGGGCGGGGGGAGCCGGGGCCUCUCGGCCGCUCCCGCCCCCGGGAAGGCCGCGCGCAGCCCCGGGCCGGGCGGAAGGCGCCUCGGCGCCGACAGCCAGCGGGCCGGAGCGCGGGCUCCGCCGCCACCCGAGCCGCCCCGUUACCGCAGCGGCGGCGACGACCGCGGCCGUGUUGUUGCUGCCAACUUGUCGGGCGGCUACUGAGCAUGCGCGCGCGGAGACCACAUCCGGGAUAAGAAGAAUGCAGAGUUUUCAUCUUCUCCUAGACUGGAGACCCACCUUUAGCUCUGCCCAUGGAAGAAGAAAUGGAACAGAAUAAUAAUGUGAAAAGGAUCCAGCAGCAGAAAGCUC